Molecule: messenger RNA, 1619 nt
Organism: Gavia stellata (red-throated loon)
Lineage: Eukaryota; Metazoa; Chordata; Aves; Gaviiformes; Gaviidae
Gene: ATP6V1B2
Product: ATPase H+ transporting V1 subunit B2
Exons: 14
Coding region: 1-1512 (503 amino acids)
Biological process (GO): proton transmembrane transport; ATP metabolic process
Cellular component (GO): proton-transporting V-type ATPase, V1 domain
Molecular function (GO): proton-transporting ATPase activity, rotational mechanism; ATP binding
Source: RefSeq, a predicted model, not a curated record
AUGGCGGCGGUGCGGGCGGUGCGCGGGCUGGUGAACGGCGCUGGGCCCGGCGGGCCGCGGGACCAGGUGGCGGCCCUCACCCGCGACUACCUGUCCCAGCCGCGCCUCACUUAUAAAACUGUAUCGGGUGUGAAUGGUCCCCUGGUUAUCUUGGAUCAAGUUAAGUUUCCUAGGUACGCAGAGAUUGUCCACUUGACUCUUCCUGAUGGCACAAGAAGAAGCGGGCAGGUUCUGGAAGUCAGUGGCUCCAAAGCUGUGGUUCAGGUAUUUGAAGGAACUUCAGGUAUUGAUGCUAAGAAGACGUCUUGUGAGUUUACUGGGGAUAUUCUUCGAACCCCUGUCUCUGAGGAUAUGCUUGGCAGAGUAUUUAAUGGAUCAGGAAAACCUAUAGACAGAGGCCCCAUUGUUUUGGCUGAAGACUUCCUUGACAUAAUGGGUCAGCCAAUCAAUCCUCAGUGCCGUAUCUAUCCAGAAGAAAUGAUUCAGACUGGCAUUUCAGCUAUAGAUGGUAUGAACAGUAUUGCCAGGGGGCAGAAAAUCCCCAUAUUCUCAGCUGCUGGCUUGCCCCACAACGAGAUUGCAGCUCAGAUAUGUCGCCAAGCUGGCUUGGUGAAGAAAUCCAAAGAUGUGAUGGACUACAGUGAAGAAAACUUUGCCAUUGUGUUUGCUGCUAUGGGUGUGAACAUGGAAACUGCUCGGUUCUUCAAAUCAGACUUUGAGGAAAAUGGGUCCAUGGACAAUGUGUGUCUGUUCCUGAAUCUGGCCAAUGAUCCAACCAUCGAACGCAUUAUCACACCUCGUCUAGCUCUAACAACAGCGGAGUUCUUGGCAUAUCAGUGUGAGAAGCAUGUGUUGGUCAUUCUGACAGAUAUGAGCUCUUAUGCUGAAGCUCUGCGAGAGGUUUCGGCAGCUAGAGAGGAAGUGCCUGGCCGUCGUGGUUUCCCAGGUUACAUGUACACUGACUUGGCUACUAUAUAUGAGCGUGCUGGGCGUGUGGAAGGCAGAAAUGGUUCCAUUACACAGAUUCCUAUUCUUACCAUGCCCAAUGAUGAUAUUACUCACCCUAUCCCUGACUUGACUGGAUACAUCACUGAGGGACAAAUCUAUGUGGACAGACAGCUGCAUAACAGACAGAUUUACCCGCCUAUUAAUGUCUUGCCCUCCUUGUCUCGACUGAUGAAGUCAGCUAUUGGAGAGGGUAUGACCAGGAAGGAUCAUGCAGAUGUAUCCAACCAACUGUAUGCCUGCUAUGCUAUUGGAAAGGAUGUACAGGCCAUGAAGGCUGUAGUUGGUGAGGAAGCUCUUACCUCAGACGAUCUUCUUUAUCUGGAGUUUCUGCAGAAGUUUGAGAAGAACUUCAUUGCUCAGGGUCCUUAUGAAAAUCGCACUGUUUACGAGACCUUGGACAUUGGAUGGCAGCUUUUGCGAAUCUUCCCCAAGGAGAUGUUGAAGAGAAUUCCUCAGACUACACUGGCUGAAUUCUAUCCUCGAGAUUCGACUGCAAAACACUAGCCACAGCUUCAUCUCUAACUCCUUGCUCUGUGAAAUGCUGUUUGUUUUCUUUUUUCAUGUGUUGGUGUUUACUUGUCGCCCUUACAAUUAAAACCAAGAAUAGGUGA